Paramecium tetraurelia is the source of this 411-nucleotide messenger RNA. RefSeq lists its product as uncharacterized. The transcript is spliced from 3 exons. The record is from RefSeq and is a predicted model, not a curated record. NCBI's taxonomy places the organism in Eukaryota, Ciliophora, Oligohymenophorea, Peniculida, Parameciidae.
AUGAAUAGAAGAAAGAAUGAACAAAACAACAAUGCAUAUGAAAGGAUUUUAGAAAUUAAAAAGAGGAUUUAUAAGACAUAGACUCAAUUCCCAUUAAGUCUCUGGAAUCCUAUGUAUAUGUACAAUGCUUACCUUAACUUCAAUUUUAUUUGCUUGCCACCAGGUUUCUAAUAAAAAUUCAAGUUGAUCAAGCCUAAGAAAAUCAAAAAUUGGAUAGAUGAUAUUCCGAUCUUGGUUGGUGUUGAUGACUUUGAAUAGAGAGAUACUUGUGCAAUUUGUCUUUUAGACUUAAAUGAAAAAAAUGUUAUCAAAAUACUAAAAUGUAAUCACUUUUUCCAUUAGGAAUGUAUAAAAGAGUGGUUGUAACUCAAAGCAGAAUGCCCCACUUGCAGAGAUUAAAUGCAUAAAUGA